AUGUCGGGGCCACCACCGCCACCAAAGGACCAUAACUCGCGGCGAACGUCUACCACCAGCAGCAACUCUCAAUCCAACAGCAGCAGUCAUGGCAUUCGUAUCGUCCCCUACACGCCACCAAAGAUUGUUCACGGUCAAUCUGAAGGUUGGGGGGGAGGAGGGCGGCGCACAUCGAGCCAAUCGUCGUUCGCAUCGUCCUCGCAGCACCAACAACAGCUUCAGCAAUUGUACAAUGAGCGACCCCAAUCGCUAUUGCUGCAGCAGGCACAGCCACAGCCACGCUAUAGCUAUCCACAACUGCCAAAACCCGAACCCGCUUAUUAUCAAGGCUCUGGGGACGAGGGCGGGCGCAGCCAGGGAAAUUCAGCAAAUGUCGUCUCGGCUAAUCGAUUGGCCGAUACCAAAGGGGGUCUGGUUUCAGGCACGAAACCAGCCGCACCACCAAGCGAACCAGCAACCCCUCCACCAGCCCCUGGUGCAGGGCCACCAUUGCUUGGCCCCCGCGGCUCCAAUUUCAUUGCCCUUAAUGCGCAAUUACACGAACCGCAACCACCAGCGCGCCAAUCCUCGAAGCGUCACCUGUCAGUGCCUGCCUCAUCAAACUCGGUAGCAUCUAGCAGUAACGAUGGCGCGACCGGUUCUACUCGCCCAAAGUCGCGGCGCCGCAACUUUGUCGCCAUUCAUUCCGACAAGACAUUUACUCUAGUGCCCCUCGCCAAGACAGGCUUUUUUGACAGCCAUACCAACAGCACCACAAGCGGGCGCACCAGCGUUGGGAGUCAUGGCCUGUCUUCGGACCCAGGGAGUCUCGGCAGCCGCAGCACUGUAACAUCUCCACCGCUGUCCAUGUCAACCGUCAGGUCCUCCGGCUCGCAUGAAGGCCUGUCAGACGCUUUUUUCUCUGACGCUUUCACUGAUGAUCGUCCUAAUUCGCCAGCCAGUUCUGCGGACACUAUCCCUGAGCGGACCCAUGACGCGAGCCCACCUUCACCCCCUGUCACUGCCGUUGCCCAAUUGGAUGAUGAUCUUAUUGGCCCGCAGUCUUCUUCACCCUGGAAUUAUCGGAUGGUCGGCGGCUUGAGGAAAGUUCCCAGCACACCUCACCCUACUCGUUUUCAACCAUCUGAUGAUCGAGACUCGAGUUUAUCGCCGCUACUCGAAGCAUCUUCGACCCCAACUUCCGACCCGGAGAAGCAGCCCGCUCCUCCAGUACGCUCCCUAAUAACCAAAGAGUCCUUUACAUCAGUCCAGACCACCUCUACCUUCUCCGACACCGCCAAUUACAAGGUCUAUUCUCAGAGCUCUCCGCUCCGGAACUCGACAGAGACAUUGCCACCGCCGUCCCCCGGUAGCCCUAACGUCCAGCUACUCGGCCAAUCAUCGCCCGUAGGCCCUUCUUCUUACGACAGCAGCCCUGUUCGCCCUCACGGCAGCUCAGGUAGUGAAGACAACUACGUCGUUCACGGUGAACCCUCGCCAUCCCCCGCCGGGCCCCUCGCUGGGAGACCUCGACCCAAGUUCUCCCAAGAGAGUCUAGUCGUACCGCCCCUCCACCCGACGCGCAAAAAGUCCCAAGAAAAAUUCGGAUACUACAAGCAGCGCUCCAGGGAAAACCUGCGUCGAGAUCGACCGUCUUCUUCAAGGUCGACACAGUCAAUCUCGUCCGUCAUUGCUUCGGACACUGCACGGACCCUAUUCGCCGGCGCAGCCUCUAUACUCAAGUCUCAUAGCGCUACCACAGGGGACAAGUCAAGCAGUGCGUCGCGACUGCAGCCAGAUUCAUGGGCGGUCUCACCACCAAGUCAUUCGGGCUUCGGCAAAAAGACACAAUCCUUGACCGUCCCCAUGAUAGAACCACAUCCACACCAAUGGAGCUCCCAGCUGUCCACGGUCAUGUCGGAGGACGAGGAGGGGAGCAGUCAAGGUGGUUCAAGGUCACUGUCCAGAUCGACUCUGAGGCGCGGAGGUAGCAUAAGUGGCAGCGGCACCGGCAGCGGGAGUGGUAAUGCCAGCGGAGAUGAGCGGAGGAACAGUACAGGUUGGGCUAGUAGCACACACAGUCGACAGCUACUGAGCAUAUCGUCUUCGCUCGCUGCACAACUCGAGGAAAGCCGCUCACAGACGGAUUCCUUGGAACGACCGGCAGCAGCGUAUGGACGCGGCAAUGGUUACUACGGAGAUCGAACUGUGCGAGAGCUAGAUGAAGAUGGCGAGGGCAUCACAGAUUUACGCCAAUUAUCCAACCGCCCCUCGCGAUCAGGCCUGUCUGGCUUCUUCAGCAGUAGCGACUCUUCCCGUAACCUACAUUCCUCAGCAAGCUCUCGUAGCUUUAACUCAUCUUCGGUUCCAGGAUGGGCCAGAGUCUACUACGGAUCAGGCGAACGCAAACAACUCAGUGCGCCAUCAAUAUCUGAGAUGUCUGAAGGAAGUCGACCCAGCUCUGCCAUGCGUGCCGAUCCUGGAAGCCCCAAUACCGAUCACUUCCCGUUGAAUUUAUGGAGCCCCAGGAAGCGAGUCAACGAGGUACAGCCCACCGGCGCUGAGCAACGACCCUUUUCAGACACUGGAAGCAUGGAGAUCGAAAACGCGCCCCCUAUGGAUGACUGGCGCAUCCGCCCUGGGCUGCGCAAAAUGACGAGUAGCAUAUGGUCACCUCACUUGCGACACGACAGGCGCGCCAGCCGGUUUAAUGCCUGGGACCCACCGAGUAUCAGCUGGAGCGCAGACAGUCAUGUUCUCGGCAGGAGGAAUGCACAGGUUGCCCUGUUUGUUCUGGGAUUCAUCUUCCCAUUUGCGUGGAUGAUCGCGGCAUUACUUCCGUUACCUGCCGAGCCCCAGCUACAGAUGUUGGAAGGCGACAAUAGCCAGAGCGAACUUGGAAUCCCAGACUCCCUCCGCCGCCGAGUCACCCCCGCCGACGACAUUCGAUACCAGAGUGCCAAAUGGUGGCGCACGCUCAACAGAUGCAUGUCAGCCGUUGGGCUGAUAAUAAUUGGCGUCGUGAUCGGUCUGGUAGUCGUUGGUAUACGGCAAGGAUGGUACCAGCGCCCCUGA
Messenger RNA from Pyricularia grisea, 3054 nucleotides. RefSeq lists its product as uncharacterized. The record is from RefSeq and is a predicted model, not a curated record. Bases 1 to 3054 code for a protein of 1017 amino acids. NCBI's taxonomy places the organism in Eukaryota, Fungi, Ascomycota, Sordariomycetes, Magnaporthales, Pyriculariaceae. The transcript has a single exon.